AGACCUUCAAACCUACAAUGGUUCUUGUUAAAAACACUCUUCAUCAGACAUGCAACAGUAAAUAGUGAUACUUCCUCUAUUCUUUCUUCUGUAUUUAUACAAACUGCUUUCACGACAGCUUUCUGCGGACGCUGACUUUUCCACCCAGCAGUAGUUAAAGAGUCGGCAGCUGCGUCGUAUUCACUUCACUUCACCGUGGCUUCCUGUACGGCUCCUGUACCGGGCUCUGCAGCUCAGUGACACAUUAAUGUUCCGUUCAGUGGAGCGGAGCAUCGUGAAUCUGUUCCUUCUUUUUGGUCACCGUGACAGAAGACAAAUGGUUUUCAGCAGCACAUCUAUUUCUCACCCUCACUUUUCUUUCUGCUCUUUUUUAAAACUGUGGGUAAGGUUUGGCCAAAGCAGCAGUUUUUGUGAGGUCAGAAACUGCAAAACGUGCAAAUGUUUCAGUGACAUGGAAAAAGCUAACAGAUUAGUAAGUUGUUUGACCGUUGCUUGAGUUUGUUUUCUAAGCGGUUUCUUCACAGAAUCUAAAUACUAUCAUUUGUAACGGAAUGAACCUAAAAACAACAAUAAUUCAGUUGACCAAGUAAACUAAAAAGUGUACUUUUUCUUUUGUGUAUUAUUUAUCUGGUUCAGAUCAGCCACAGCUCAGGAAAAAAAAGUUCCUAAUUUCUUCCACCAGUUUUCUUCUGGUAACUUUACACAUUUGUGGAUUUGAAAUCUUUCCUGGAUUCUCCAACCCUGUGAAGGCCGGGGAGCUCUGGACUAAACUGUUGUUUUUAACUACACUGAAAUGAACAGUUCUGCUUUUGCAGCCCCCGUGCUGGCUUUGCAUAAUAAUACUCUGUUGUCAAGGAGGAAGGAAGAGGGGAGGAGGGAGGAGAGAGAGAGGAGAGGGGAGGAAACUGGGCAGGAAGAAAAGCAACUGCCCGAUCCCAGUCAGUGUGGAGUGGAACGCGGUGGUUUUGGAUGGGAGUCAAGUCGGGACUGGAGCGACUUGAAGUUUGACACUGGCAGCAGUUUUCAGUGAUUUCUCUUUAAAUCACCUGGUGGUCAUCCUGGGAAUGGUCGCAAGGAGUCAGACAACUCACUGGGAUCGAUUUUUAAGGGGCGUUAUCUCCUUAAAGACUCUUGUGUUUUUUCUUGAUCUAAAUGAUGCCACGUUGAGAUUACGCAUGUGAUGGGCUGAGCGUUCAGCACAGAUCAGCCUCCUCCGCAGCUGGAGCUCAAGGAUCAGUCGCCGAAAAGUUCUCGGACUCUUCUCCCCAACAUUUAAAUCUGUGUUCUGGCUCCUGUGCCACCGUCCCCACUGCUCCAUCCACCCGGACGUCGGGGGCGCAGCAUGCCGAUGCUGCUGCCGCUCCUCCUGGACACUGAGUGAUGGCAUCGGCCGUGUUCGAGGGCACGUCGCUGGUCAACAUGUUUGUCCGGGACUGCUGGGUCAACGGGGUCCGGAGACUCGUCAUCAGCCAGAGAGGGGAGGAAGAGGAGUUCUUCGAGAUCAGGACCGAGUGGUCGGACAGGAACAUCCUCUACCUGCACAGGAGUUACUCCGACCUGGGUCGACUCUUAAAGAGACUGCUGGAGUCCUUUCCUGAGGACAGAAGGGACCUGAGCAAGUCCCCGCUCUUAGAAGGGCUGGUGAAAAUCAAAGAGGCCAAUGACAUCGAGGAGAAACUGAACGAAGUGGAGCGGCUGCUGAAGAACGCUAUCAACAUGCCCUGCAAGUAUUCCAGGUCAGAGGUCAUGUUGACCUUCUUUGAACGAUCGCCUCUGGACCAGGUGCUGAGGAACGACAAGGUCCACAGAAUCCAGCCCUGUUUUCAGAAUCCGAUCAAGAUAUCGGAAAUCAUGAGAUCCAACGGUUUCUGUCUGGCCAACACAGAAACCAUUGUAUUUGACGACAACAUCCCUGAAGAGAAGGAGAGACCGUCGUCCACCGACUCCGUGGAGCACACGUAUGAGGACGGGAGCGAGUUCUUACCAGUGGAAGCAGAUGUGUGCGAUGAGGACACCGAGGCGUACGUCACCAACCUCUCCUACUACCAUCUGGUCCCAUUUGAGACUGACAUUCUGGAAUGAUGGAGCCUAAUUCCCAGAUGGAUAAAGCUAUGCAACGCUGCACGAGCUGCUCCGAGGUUUUGGGUGUCGCUUGGCGGAGCAUCCUUCUAAAAAAACAAAAAACAAAACAAAACAAACAAACUUUCGACUCAGUGUCACCAGUGUGCCUCACCCUCAGCCUUACUGAGAGCAUGAAAACAGUGUUGUUAAUGAAGAUGUAGAAAUGCAACGCACCCUGUGACGACCCGAAGUGAUGGUGUGGAGACACGGUGGCGCUUCAGUCCGACUGAUUGGAUCAGUCGCUCUAACUUUGAACUGACCUUAGUUUGACCAGCGCUCUUUUGUUGGUCUUAAUCUGUAGCAAAACUUCACUUUUGUACUUUUUUUUUUGUUUUGAAGACCUUUGUUUAAUUUCUUUUCAAAGUGUCAUUUGAGAAUCAGUUCUCAAACCCACCAAGCACCAUUCACAGCUUCAGUACAGAUAUUUCACCAUGGGGAAUUCUAGGGCAAAACCAUCAAUCAGAACAACAGAGUCCAGGAACCAGGUCCAUAACAAGUCCCAGUCAUGUUGGACCAGUUAGCACGCCUGCUCAGGAUGUUGCUAACAUCUUGGACCAAACUGCUGACAGUGAAGAGUGACCAGACUAGAGUAGAGUAGUAGAUUAACAUGUUUUCUUUUGACAUUUGAAAAAAAAAAAAAUUAGAACAGAAACUAAACAACACUGGUGAUGAUUUGGUGAAGUCUGAGCUAAAUGUCAAUGUCAAUUUAGUAUACUAAAUAACAAGUGCCACUCUCCUUAUUUUUAUCCUCCUACUUAAUGCUGCCUCCUGGACGUGGGUGAGAGUUGAGUCAAUGAGAAUUUUUUUGAGAGAAUAAUUUGUGUGUAUUUUUGAAUCUUGAUCUUUUCCAAGGGAGACUUUCUUUUAGUAGGACACUUUCAUCCUUCCACCCACGAUGAAAAAGGGCAAUGGACGCCUUGUUUUAUGGGUCACUCCAGGUCAUGUUCAUAAGACAACAUGAGUGGGUUUGAAUCCGACAUUUCACUGCAGUGAACGUGGGAGUCUGAGACUUGACCUCUCAGAGUCACAGAAACAAAAUAAAUCUAUUUAUAUUGCAAAAACAAAAAACAAACAGGAGCAGAUUUUAAUGUGUACUUUAUUCACUUUUGGCUCUCCAGAUUAUAUUUUUAAUCUUCAAGAUCCUGUGUAAAACAGACAACUGAGAUGUAAAUAAUUCUUUUUUUGGACCAUGAAAAGAAUGGACUUCCAUUGAUAUUCACCCUUUGAGCAGUUAUGUCCCUGCUGAUGUCACAGCUUGUGUCCUGUUUUCUACACUUGUUGAUACAAAGGCCUCAACCCCACACAGUCUUGGCACGAAGGACCUCAACAGGACCGUCCCCUGCAUGGGUCCCUUUUGUAACACAGUGUCGAUCCCUUCAAGGCCCCGUGAGAAAGUACAGCACUUUCACAGUGUGUGGAGCUCCACCAUGCUUCUCUUCAGUUGUUCUUUUUUUAUUCUGACAAUUUAAAUUUGAUUGAUAUUCUCUUGACAUAAAAGUUUUUAAGCCUGGGUGAAAACAUUGGUUCUGAAAAAAGAAAUCCAUAACAACAGACAGGGAAUUGUUAUUCAAAUUAUGUUGCUAAGAACAACAUGUUCAAGCAUGGAGCUCCUCGGAUUCUUAUAGAGCUGAAAACUACCUUAGAUCUGUUUCUGUGAAGUAAUAAAAAACAAAAAGGGUACUACAUCAUUUACAGCAGUUUUAGUGGAGAUUUGGAAAAUAAGGUGGUGACUGAAAUUUUUUAUUUUAUUUUAACUGUUUAAUUUAUUUUGUAAGCACAAGCCUAACUCAAACAAACCAGACAUGUUUUUCUUCUUUUUUACAACUGUGUAUGUUUAUAAUUGCAUGUGUGAUGUAAGAGUCAGGGUGUGGCGAGGUGUCAAGAUGACUAACUGGAGAUCAGUUUGAUGAUAUAUGUAUGUUGUACAGUGUAUUGGCAGUAUUAAAAUACAAUUUAUUAUUCUCUAAGCUUACAAAUAACAAAUAAAUAUGUUUUCCAAAAAAA
Molecule: messenger RNA, 4125 nt
Organism: Cynoglossus semilaevis (tongue sole)
Lineage: Eukaryota; Metazoa; Chordata; Actinopteri; Pleuronectiformes; Cynoglossidae
Gene: pxdc1b
Product: PX domain containing 1b
Exons: 5
Coding region: 1381-2082 (233 amino acids)
Molecular function (GO): phosphatidylinositol binding
Source: RefSeq, a predicted model, not a curated record